Cantharellus anzutake is the source of this 1290-nucleotide messenger RNA. RefSeq names its product PrpF protein. The record is from RefSeq and is a predicted model, not a curated record. The transcript has 6 exons. Bases 1 to 1290 code for a protein of 429 amino acids. Lineage: Eukaryota; Fungi; Basidiomycota; Agaricomycetes; Cantharellales; Hydnaceae.
AUGCUGCGAGCUAUCAAGGCCUCAUUCUAUCGUGGUGGAACUAGCAAGGGUCUGUUCUUCCGGGCUUCAGAUUUAGCCCCAUUCCCUCAGUCAAUGCGGAAUGAGAUACUGCUUUCAGCUAUGGGCUCCCCUGACCCCGAUGGCCGCCAGAUAGAUGGCAUGGGUGGAGGCAUAUCUUCCUUGUCUAAAGCCGUAGUGCUUUCGACACCUGGAGAGGCUGUCUCCGAGAUGUCUAGAGGCCCGGAAUAUUCCUUUCCGGAUGGCGUUGACUGGGUGGAUGAUGUAUCGCGUGCAUCUAGCGAGAGGAGUGGAUGGGAUGUGGUGUAUCGUUUUGCCCAAGUGGGAGUGCGAGAUUUUGUGGUUGACUGGAGCAGUACUUGCGGGAACCUUGUGGCUGCGGUCGCACAGUAUGCCGUAGAUGAAGGUUUGGUCCAAAAGCGUAUUGAAGCUUCGAUUCAAGGGCAGACACCCCCAGAGCGCUUCCCUUUCGCAACGAGGAUCUUAGCAGCAGAUAGCGGCAAGAUUAUUCACGCAACUACAGUAGUCUGCACUCCCGGAUCUCUGGAGUCGGGUCGCCUCCGCUGGUAUGUAUCAAAUUUUGGAGGCGCAAGUAUCUCGGGCGUGCCAAGUACGUCAUCACCCGUUGAGAUAGAAAACCCGCUUCAAGGGAAUAUGCUUCCUACCGGGCGAGUACUUGACGCAAUACCUAUGGAGGGCAAAUCUAUACCUUGCACAAUCGUUGAUGCCGGAUUACCCUCAAUUUUCAUCCCAUCGUCUGCUGUCUUCAGUGUCCCAGAAUGGUUUCUCUCGCAUCCGGCAGACCUUGAUGCCGACCCCCGGUUCAGAGCGCGAGCAGAAGAGCUGCGCUAUGCCGCGAGCCGUCUUAGCCCUGCACUCUCCUCUAUCUUCUCCACAUCGACCCCAAAAAUCUGUGUUAUUGGUUCUCCUGCUAGUUACCGGACGACAAGCGGGGAGGAGCUGAGAUCAAACCAAAUGGACUGCGUGAUUCGUGCCGUCAGUGUUGGUAACUUCCAUCGGACCGUACCAGCCACCAUGGUGUCAGCCCUAGCAGUGGCCUCUGUGCUUCCUGGUUCCGUUGUCUGGGAUGCAUGCCAGGCAUCAGUGCUGCCUCAGGAGAAGAAUAUGUCCUUGCGAUCAAUCACUGUUGGACAGCCUGCAGGGCUGUCGAAGGCCACCGUUGCAUUGGAUAUUCAUGGGCAGCCCAAGUCAAUCAAUUAUGUCCGCACAGCUCGUCGAUUAUUCCAAGGCGAAGUCCUGGUCAAGGCAUGA